AUGUCUAAUGGUGCUAACAACACUGAUGGGGAUCAGAUUGCGGCUAAUGGUACUGGUCAACUUGCUUCGCUCGCUGCACCAACUCUGCCUAGCAACAUAACUUAUCUCGUUGAAACAAAACCUGAGCUGCCUGUUGAUGCUGAUGCAAACCCAGAUCCACAUGUUUAUAUGACCUUGGAGAACUGGGUUGGACAUCGCGGAGCCGAUUGUCGCAGCAAGGCCAAGGAGAAAAACCAAGCCAACUUGACAGAGUCUGACAUGGUGGCUGUUGUUACAGAAGCUAACAUGGUUGAAGAGAAUCCGAUGCUAUGGUGGUAUGACACUGGUGCUACCACACACAUCUGCAUUGACAGACAGAUGUUCAGCACUUACCAGAAAAGCAAGGGAGAUGAUCGUCUGCUGAUGGGAAAUGUGUCCCACUCCAAGAUUGAAGGCACUGGAAAGGUGGUCCUGAAGAUGACAUCUGGAAGAGAGCUCACACUCAACAAUGUGAAGCAUGUUCCAGACAUGAGGAAGAAUCUGAUUUCUGGCACUCUGAUGAGCAAGCAUGGAUUCGCCAUCAACUUUGAGUCUGACCAGCUGAUUCUCAGGAACAUGGUGUUUUUAUAG
Molecule: messenger RNA, 609 nt
Organism: Microthlaspi erraticum
Lineage: Eukaryota; Viridiplantae; Streptophyta; Magnoliopsida; Brassicales; Brassicaceae
Source: the annotation of a GenBank genome assembly